Messenger RNA from Saccostrea echinata, 5951 nucleotides. Its product is annotated as RE1-silencing transcription factor-like. NCBI's taxonomy places the organism in Eukaryota, Metazoa, Mollusca, Bivalvia, Ostreida, Ostreidae. The record is from RefSeq and is a predicted model, not a curated record. Bases 1 to 3990 code for a protein of 1329 amino acids. Gene Ontology annotation, cellular component: nucleus. Gene Ontology annotation, molecular function: DNA binding. The transcript has 2 exons.
AUGAUCAGCCAAGACCUUCAUAGCUCAGAGAAUCAAGUAGAAAAUGACACAACCAAUCAGGGUAUUACAGAUGCAUUUAUAACAACCAAAGAUGUAAACCAGAAACAGGUGUUAGAAACAAGCCAAGAGCCUGAUAGGGCGCUCAUCAAUGAUAAUUUUGAAAAGCAUAAUAUUUCACAAAAUUCCUGCUGCAAUAAUCUUCAAAUACUCAAAGCAGAUGAUUCAGAAAGUGUGCACAAUCAAAUAGAAGAGAGUUUAACAAACUCAACUAUUAGUUUCUACAAAGAUGGUUUCCAGAUACAAGUUAAGGAAGAAUGCAUUGAAAAUUUGGAAAGUCCGUGCAAUCACAAUAAAGAUUUUGUUUCAAUGACUGAAAAUAUAGAUAAGGAACGAAGACCUAUAGCAGCUAAUGAGGGAAUGAAUCUCAAUGAACUUGACACAGAAUCUGAAGAUAUACCAAAAAGUUUAAAAUCAGCACCAAAGAGAAGGGGAAGACCUAAAGGUAAAAGUUCCAGUAAAAGCAGCUCCAUGAAAUCCAAGAAGACCUUUCAAAACAAAGAGGAACAAGUUUGUGACAAUAAGAGAAAAUCAACAAGGAAUAAAGCAUUGUGUACAGAUCUGAGCAAGAAAAAUAGCAAAACCAAUAAAUUCAAAGGUGCCAAAGAAAUGAGGGUUGAGAUCUCAAGACUGAAGGACAGUGUUGGGGAUAUAAAUGAAUAUGGUGGUCUCCAAAAAUCUUCAAAGAAUAUUGCAAACUGCAAAAGCAAUUCUAAGAGAAAAAAAGGCAGUCAAGUUUGCAAAGAAUCCAAUUUACAAAAGAAAAGGAAGGCAAGAGCUGAAUUUUCUUUUGAAACUGACAUUAACAUAAAGCAAGAACCUGAGUCAUCAGAGGAAGACAAUUUUGACAACGACCCAGACUAUUUUCCAGUUAAAGAAGAAGCAGAAUCUCCAGUGCUCGGAAGAAGAAAGAAGCAUCGUAUAGGGCGUCCACCCAAAAUUGGAGACAAUCCUUGCAAAAAAUGUGAGGCUUCAUUCCCAACAAAGAGACUGUUAAUAGCACAUCAGAAAGUCCAUGCCAUCCCAAAACAGUCCUGCCGCUUCUGUGAUUUUGAAGCCAAAUCUGUUGUGGUUAUGAUGGAACAUGAAGCUAAGCAUACCCAUGAGAAACCAUUCAAGUGUGACCACCCAGAUUGUGGUUAUGCUUCUAGGUCAAAUGUAGAUUUGCAAAGACACAAAUCUAAACACUCCACUGAAAAGAAAUACAAAUGUCCAUAUGAAAACUGUGACUUUGUAACAAAAUGGCAGAGAAAUAUCCGCCAUCAUGUCUUGCGUCACACAGAUGAGCGGCCUUAUCCUUGCCAUCUCUGUAUUCAGUCAUUUAAACGUGUUCAAGAUCUCAAGUAUCAUUUAUAUCGCCAUAAUGACAACAAACCAAUCGCCUGUGAUGAAUGUGAUUUUAGAUGCAAAACCAAUUUUGAGCUCAAAUGCCAUAAGCUCAAACACAGUGAUGUGAGGAACUAUGCUUGUACCCACCCUGGAUGUACACAAAGGACCAAAUCAAAGAGUGACUUAACCAAACACAUGAAAAUCCACACAAACCAAAAAGAUUACAUCUGUGAUGAAUGUGGAAAGGGGUUCAGAACAAGAGCUUGCUUAUCUAAGCAUCUCCAAAGACACUCUGAUAUAAGACCAUUUUCUUGUGAUAUUUGCAAUAGAGCUUUCAAAGUCAAAGUUGCCCUAAGGAAACAUGUUGCUUUACAUUCAGAAUAUCGACCAUACUCCUGUGAAAUGUGUGGACAGAAGUUUUCCAGCAAGUCUAAUAAAAAUGUUCACAUGAAAACCCAUGAUUACUCAGACAGGCCAUACCCUUGUCCCGUAUGUCCAUAUGCAGCUAAAAUCCAAGGUCAUCUUUUAUCUCAUAUAGGAUCCAUGCACGGUAAUUCCUAUGCUUAUUUCUGUGAAGCCUGCAAGAAACCAUUUAAGAGAUAUGGGCAACUAAAAGUGCACCAUGUAAGAAUGCACCCUGAAGUUGAUUUUGGAAAGUUAAAAACAGAAAAUCAUAUACGUCAAAGAAAUUCAGAUGAUGGUACACUUACAGACUAUGCCUUUGAUGAAGACACAAUUGCUGGGGUUGAGGAUUGUAUAAAUUCUGUUGUUUCAAAAACAAGGGAAGCUAUGGAAAUCAAAGAAGAAAAUGAGUUACCCUCUGAGUUAAGAGAAGCAAAGAGAAAUGAGGAUUUUGCAUGUUUGGCAACUGUUAUUGAAGGCAAAGGACUGGAAGAUGCUGCCAAUGCCCGCAUAAUUAAGGAAAAAAGAAAGAGAGGCAGACCAAAGAAAAACAAACCUAGUGUUCAAAUACAACAGCUGAAAGUGAAACAGGGAGACAUGAGGGUACAGAGUGAUAUUGAAAAGUUACAUGAAAACCUUAUUUUGUCUGAAAAACUGUCAAUUGCUGCAGGGAAUGAUGAUGUUAAGGAUGUCAAGGAUGACAGUAUUCUUGAAAAUUUGAAUACAGAUGUCACAUUGACCCCACUGACACACGAUGAAAGAACAGAAGACGUUCAAGGUUCAGAGAACUCCAAGAAUGAAGAUUCAACCCAAGCUCCUGCAACUCUAACCAUUUAUGAGGGAGGAUUUAGACUGCCCCUGGCCACAAAAGGCUUUAAAUUCAAUUUUGACAAAACUGGGAAAAAGCCCAAAUCUUGGUUCAUGAAUCCUGACAACAUGCACAAGGGAGCUAGAGAGCAUCAGAUGAAAUACUUAGCCAGAAAGGACACAGAGUAUAAGUAUUACUUAAGGGCACAUAGAAAGAAGCUGGUGGGCAGGAAUAAAGUGCUAGAAAGCUUGGAGAGACGAAGGAAAAGUGCAGCCAAAAGAUUUGCGAUAGGUGCAUCGAGUUUAGUAAAAAGACGUCACGGUAAGGCGCCAUUCAGAUUCACAAAAGUUGUGGAGGAAGACGGGAAUGUUGGGGAUACACAACAGCAAUCCAGGAGUGGUGCAUCUUCAUUGUUGGAUGACAUUCCUGGACAAACUUUACCAAAACUCAUUUUUAAAAAGAAACCAGACCAGCAAGAAGAGUAUGAAUGUAUACAAAAAGAGGAAAGUAAAGUGGACAUGCAAAGUGAAAGUAGGGAGAACAAAGAAAGAAAUGAUGUGGAGGAUGAUAAAAAGAAGGAACCAUUGAGGAAUUAUUCAUCUGUGAAAACUAUUGAGGAAUCAAAGAAGGGAAAUGUCCAAAGUAAUAUAAGAGUAUGUUUUAAAAAGAGAGGGAGACCAAAAACAAAGAACAAAGAGAAAAGUGAUCUGAAGAACUUAACAAAAACACCACAGAGGAAAAAGAGCCAAACAAAGAAAAAAUCUCACCUUAAGGAUAAGAAAUCAGAUAGUAAGAAAAGUAAUUUGCAAAGCAAGAUUAAGAAUAAGAAAGUAGGAAGAGAAUCUCAAGGAACUUCUAAAGUAAAAAAGAAGGGGAGACCAAAGAAGAGUGAACUAGAGAAAUGUGUCCAGAAAAAAUGUAAGAUAUCCCAGAAAACUGCUGUGGCCCCUUCAAAGAGAGGUGGAAGAAAAAAGGCUCAAGAUGUGAACACUGGCAAACAGUCUGCAGUUGGUAAAGGGAAGAGAGGAAGAAGAUCAAAGGGUGACUUUGUUAUUGAAUGGGAGACGGGAGAUCAAGAAGCAUCUGUGAUCAUAAAAAAUGAGGAGGUGGAUUCAGAAAUGUCCGUAACAGAACCAGAUAUUUCUUCAGUACCUGAAAAUGGAUGUACAGGUAAUGUGAGUACUGAUGCCCUUUUACCAGAGAGAUUAACUGUGGUGGAUAACACUACCAUGGAAACAGUAACCAGUAUAAAAAUAGAACCUCAGGAACAGGCCAAUCACCAUGGAGACUGUUAUAAUGGCAACCAUGAUUUAACAGAUGCCCCUUUCAAACUAGAAGGGAGAGUACCUGAUGAUCUGCUGGUUAUGAAGGAUUAUGUUAAUGAUAUAGUGUAAAUGUAGAUGGUUAAAUUGUUAUAGAUUUCGACUGUGUUGUUUUAAAAGUAAUCAAUAUUAUAUUAAGGUUCAUAAACCCUCUGCUCACUCAUAUUAAAUGUUGCCUUAACUUUUAUGAUUUUCCAAAAGAUCUGUAUCUAACAAGUAAAAUACAAACAGUUAAAUCAUGGCUUGUGAGGCAAAAUUAAACAAAAAAAAAAAAGACGUCUCAACUUGACAAAUCUAUAAAGGAAUAAUAGACAUUUAUAUCAUUAAUUUAAGAGUUAUCUCUCUUAUCAGAGUAUCAAUGAACCUUAAUGUUUUAAUUUUAUUUAUCUUUAAAGAGUGUGGCUUUAAAAUAAUUAUGUGAAGCUUUCAGUGAUGUAGAACUAGAAAAUUAUGAGGCAUGGCUGCUCUUUAACAAGCCUGAUAAGCUGUAGUUUGAUGAUCUGAUGUGUUAUUAGUGCUCAAUUGUUAUUACUAUAUAUUGUGACUUGUCUCUAUUUUUGUUGUCAGUUUAUUGUCUGUUUAGUCAAUCAUGUUAUGAAGUUUGGAUUUUUUUUUUCAUGAUCAACAUCUAAUAAUUGAAAUCAUCAACACAUAUUGAGUAAUUUUCAAAAUUAAAGACACAAGAAAGAUACUAGUGAAUUCUUGUAACAGUGUUUUUUUAAAAAAGAAAAUCAUUCUUUGGCCACAUUUGUCAUAAUGAAGACAUGUUGGCACCUUGGAGGUAGAUACAUUUUAUCUUAAAAUCAAUUGCCGUUUAUUUCUGUUCAUCUUCUAUAUUAUUCCUUGGGAAAAAAACCAAAACAUUCUUUUGAACUCCUCCCAAUUAUUUCUGGAUGAUGAAUUAAAAGUAGGGGUUAAGAAUAAAAAAAAAAUAUUUGAAUUUCUAUAUAAAAAAAUACAUUCUAUAGAUAUGUUUUAGUUAUUAGAUUUGACCUCAUGAAUUAACACUCAUAUCAGAUUUCUUUAAUUAUGGAUAUACAGACGUAUUGGUAAUUUAAAUGUACAGGACUAGAAAUUCAACUGUGGCUGGAAAUAAUAUUUAAUUAGGGCACAACAAUUUAAUUUCUUGUUCAUUGGACAUUUGAUGAAAAAAUGAGCAGGCAAGCGGUGAAAUAAUAAUAUUAUUACUUUUUUGUAGGCAAAUUUUUAGGAGGAGUGUGAAAAAAUUUGAGCAGAAAAUUAUAUUUUUUCUGAUUUGCAGAGUAAGCAGAUUUAAAAUAUGAAAAAUAGUGCGGAAAUUGAAUAGAAAAUAGCACAGAAUUUCCAUGGUGCGGGAAAUCGAAAUAAAUAUUAUUUGUAUAGUUUUGCUUAAAUACGAGCAUGUGGGUCCGACAAACAAAUUUUAUUGGUGUGGCCUAAAGAAAACUAUAGCUUUUGUAAUGAUUUUAUUGCACAUUAUAAAAACAGUCUCCAUUACAAUCCUGUAUAGUUGAACUUCUGUAUCAAAAAAAAAAUUCUUGGAUACCAUUGAUAUGUUGAAGUCAGUUGGAAGUCCAAACCACUUUUUAAAAAAAUAUCUUUUAACCCUACAUGUAUCGCAAAUCAAAUCCAUGGAUAUUUCAAUUUUUUUUUUCUCAGCUCCCUUCAAGUGUGAGUUAGCAAGGUUAGACUAUAUUAAUAACUAGAUGAAGAUUUUUUUUCUUGGCGAAUGCAACUGUGUGUAAGAAGUAGGUUUUUAAAUUUAAAUGUUAAAUGUUUGUUGGUAUGUGUUGUUCCUUGUUUUCUCUCUUUAUAGUCAUUGUUUUUGUUGUAAAAAAAACUGUUCUCCAAAAACUUACUAGUUCUGAACAAAACCGAUCUAUGUUUUACAAAUUGCUCAUUUAUAUUAUGUUAUAUAUAUAUUUCAGUGAUAUUUUAUUCUUGUACUUUAUUUUUAUUUCAUGAGGAAAUCCAUUUGUAUGCAUAUUUUAUUUAUUUCAUAUUUCCUUAACUGGAGAACAUUAUUAUAUUUUACAUGUAUAUGCUUGGUAUUU